This is a messenger RNA of Striga asiatica, 645 nucleotides long. Lineage: Eukaryota; Viridiplantae; Streptophyta; Magnoliopsida; Lamiales; Orobanchaceae. The record is from the annotation of a GenBank genome assembly.
AUGAACCUCAAUGCGAGACUGAGGGAUCGACCGCACGGGGCCCAUAUGGCAGAUACAUUCUCCACAAUUCUCGAUAGGGCCUCAUGCCUGAGUGGUACUGUAACUUCAUCUCGUCGGAGACUCCUCAGAUCUAGAAUCCUUAAAGAGGUGCCUCAGGGAGUGGUGCAAGCAGCAACUGUACCCAUGAUGGUUUGGACUCAGGGACUGCAAAAUUUAGUGUCGUCGAUGUUGGCAAUAAAAACAUGCCAGUGGUCGAUGAGCCAUAUGGCAGUGACUUUGGGGUCAAUGGUGCAAGGGACCGCGGAGGCUUAUAGGACUCACUUCAAACUAAAGAAGGUCAAAGCGGAGCAUGCCAAAUGCCAAGAUCGUGAAAACGCGCUGGCAGCUCGUCUUGAUGAGGGUAUCAAGAUUGGCAAAGAGACAAUUGAAGGGUCUGAUGGUGAGACCAAGGUUCUGGAAGAGGCAGAGAGAACGGAUGUCAUUCUGUGGGUGCUGAAGACUCUAGAGCAAGGCCAGGACUUGGACCUCAUCAAGCGCAUCUGCACCCGAAAGAAGGAUCGUCGAGAGAUGACCUCGAAUGAAGACAGUGAGCCAAAUCAAGAUGCCAAGCCAGUGCUUAAGGAGCGGGGCAAUCACCCAGUGUAG